CUCGGCUUCCAAUGCUCCAGCCGGGCAAGGUGACCGCCUCGCUGCUCAUCAGCAACGCCAGAACAGCCUGCGAUAAGGACCUGCUCGCGCGAGAGGGGGUCACCUUCUGCGUCAAUGUCACCAGGCAGCAGCCAUUCCCCGGCCUCCAGCAAAUCCGAGGCAUCCGCGUUCCUGUUUUUGACGAUCCGGCGGAAGACUUGUAUAAGUAUUUCGAGCAGUGCAGCGAUGCUAUAGAAGAAGCUGUCCGGAGCGGUGGGAAGUGCUUAGUUUACUGUAAGAACGGCCGCAGCAGAUCAGCUGCUAUUUGCACUGCUUACCUGAUGAGACACCGAAAACUCCCACUCCAGGAUGCCUUUGAGACGGUGAAGGCUGCCAGGCCGGUAGCAGAACCCAAUGCAGGAUUUUGGUCUCAGCUACAGAGAUAUGAAGAAGAUUUGAAAAUAUCAAAGCAGUCUGAUCUGCUGAACAAAGGACUUAACUCGCUUUAAAAUAUCUUCACAAAUUGCUAUUUUCAAGUGGCUUGCUACAGCUAAAUUAGAAAAAAAAAUCACUAACACUUCUCUUAUCACCAAUACAUAAAAUGUCUUACUCCCCAGACUGAGUGGACGGUCCAUUAAAUUCAUUCAGAGCAUUACUGUUGAAGAAAAAGGGGCAGAUAAACAGGGGAAAACAGCAAAAACACAAAAUUGUUGAAAGGGAUGUAAACAAACAGAUGAAAGACAUGGUAUCUGCAAUGUUUAUUUUCCCCUGAGUAACACUGAAUAUGAAGAUCAUGUAUUGAAUGAACGAAUGAGUUACUACAUGGAGAUUUUUACUCAUCUUUUGGUUUUCAUUAAACUUCCCAGUGAUGUCACUGGAAGAUCCAAUGCAAGACUGAGGAAGCUCUGGAUUGCUCUCUCACCUACAGGAUCAUAAUUCAUCUUCAUGAGCUGAAGUCUCUGGUGGGAAGCUGACAAAGGAACUGCUGCACUUGAGAUCUAAAUUUUCCUUAAUUUCAACUAGACUAAAGUACCAUCACAAAAUUACAUAGAAGUCCAGAGGACAGAAUAUUCAGGUGAUGCGACCUGCCUCUUCAGUCCCCAUCAGAAUGAAGCUACUAAGAGUCAAACCAGCACAAGGCUGCCCAAAAACUGAAGAACUCCAGGACUUCAAGAUAGCAUUUGGGUAGGGAGCAUGCUGAGCAUAAAUAAAUGUGACAGAAGCAGACAAGAAAGAAAUUUUGUCAUACUUUCUCAGACCACAGAGAUACACCUGUGUUGUACAUAUAGUCUUUGUUCAUAUAUAAAAAUGUGUUUUCCUCUUUUUGUGAAGCUCCUGCCAGACUUUACCAGGUUCAGUCAGGUCUAAUCUUUGAGUUAAAUUCAUUAUCUGUGAACUUCCUGGACUGUGGAAUUUUCUGGAGUGUCUAGCUCUUUACAGUAAAACUGGGAACUGUUCUUUUUCAUUUUGGGACUGUUCAUAAAUGUAUUUCAGCCACAGAACCACAGAGAAUGUUGAAUAUUCAUUAGGAUAUGUAAUUUUUUUAUGAAACUAUAUAAUAAACUAUCAGCCUUUCCUGGUUUUCCUACUAGAAAGGAACAACUAGUUCUAUACAAACAGCUACUUACAGGCGAUCCAGUAUCACGUCCAUAUAAAAACAAUUCCUGUGGUUAGCUAUUCCUCAUGAGACAGACAGUAAGUAAGUAGUCUUUCAGUUUCACAAAAUAACUUCAGUGGCAAGGCCAAUAUAAGGACGAAGUGUCAUGGACUGUGCAGAAGGUAUACUGAAAUCAGAUUGUUUAUAUACUUUCUAUUUGAAAAUAUAAAGACACUACAUAACAGUGUCAAUGCUUCUAACUCCAGAACUAGCUGGUAUCAGGUAGGUUUCUAAGGUUUACACACAUUCACUGCUCUCUGUGUUCCCAUCGUACACUGGAGCCCCAAGUAGAGCUCACGUCCCCGCUGCUUUAGGCAGUAUGCAGACACAGAACAGAGAAAUAAUCGUUACCUCAAAAAAAAAAAAAAAGGGGGGGGGGGGGGGAAAAUUGCUGUAGGAAUACUAAGGAACAAUCAGAGAGCACUGAUUACUGCAUGCAAUGGUCUCUGCUGACUAGUUGCCUGAAGAUAGGAAUGCUGUAGACAUCAUACCAAAGGGAAUUAUAAUAGGAUGGAUCCAUGGAGGACUUAGGUUCCCUUCAUAGUUGUAUGAGAAAUUCCUCUAAGAAUUAAUAGAGGUUAAUAUUACUAAUUUGCUUCAGUCAUACAAAAAAAAAAAAAAAGUAAACUGAAAAACCGAUUUCCCAGUUUCUUAAGACUGAAGAUCAAUACUGGCCUGCAACUGAAAUUAAACUCUUCUCACAGAGUCCAAGGAGGACAAACUUCCUUAAAAGAACAGAGCAUGUCCAGCUUUACCAAUGAUCAAAGUUAUUUCACCAA
Messenger RNA from Cygnus olor (mute swan), 2415 nucleotides. It is a transcript of the gene DUSP28, whose product is annotated as dual specificity phosphatase 28. Gene Ontology annotation, biological process: protein dephosphorylation. Gene Ontology annotation, molecular function: MAP kinase tyrosine/serine/threonine phosphatase activity. Lineage: Eukaryota; Metazoa; Chordata; Aves; Anseriformes; Anatidae. The coding region runs from base 12 to 488 and encodes 158 amino acids. The transcript is spliced from 3 exons. The record is from RefSeq and is a predicted model, not a curated record. Gene Ontology annotation, cellular component: cytoplasm.